This is a messenger RNA of Molossus molossus (Pallas's mastiff bat), 1388 nucleotides long. RefSeq names its product DND microRNA-mediated repression inhibitor 1 (gene DND1). The transcript has 4 exons. Gene Ontology annotation, biological process: mRNA stabilization; germ cell development; negative regulation of miRNA-mediated gene silencing. Gene Ontology annotation, cellular component: nucleus; cytoplasm. The coding region runs from base 285 to 1388 and encodes 367 amino acids. The record is from RefSeq and is a predicted model, not a curated record. Gene Ontology annotation, molecular function: mRNA binding. Lineage: Eukaryota; Metazoa; Chordata; Mammalia; Chiroptera; Molossidae.
CCGGGGUGAAGAGUGAGCCCUGCGUCCUUUUUGCGACCAGCGUCCCUCCGUGCGGGUAUGCCGGACAUGUCUUACGAGCUGAGGCUGCCAGCAACACCAGCUAUGGUUUCUAGCUUUCACCUGAGGGUCGCGGUGCACGUGCAGCGGAUACGCCCACCCCCCUUGGAAGGCGGGGUCGUGCUCAGAGCCAAUGAGAGGUUGGGGGGUGGAGGGCUAGGGAAGCUUCCAGAGGCCGACAGGGAGGAGGUUAUAAAAGGGAGCGCCGACUGACCAACACAAGAAUCAUGCAGUCCAAGCGGGAGUGUGAGCUAUGGUGUGAGAGGGUGAAUCCAGAGAACAAGGCGGCGCUGGAGGCGUGGGUCAGGGAGACGGGCAUUCGCCUGGUUCAAGUGAACGGGCAGAGGAAGUAUGGCGGGCCACCCCCAGGCUGGGUGGGCAGCCCGCCGCCGCCCGGGUCGGAGGUGUUUAUCGGUAGGCUGCCCCAGGACGUGUACGAGCACCAGCUGAUCCCACUGUUCCAGCGCGUGGGACGUCUCUAUGAGUUCCGCCUGAUGAUGACUUUCAGCGGCCUGAACCGCGGCUUCGCCUACGCCCGCUACAGCUCAAGGCGCGGGGCCCAGGCCGCCAUCGCCACGCUGCACAACCACCCUCUGCGGCCCUCCUGCCCGCUGCUCGUGUGUCUCAGCACUGAGAAGUGCGAGCUGAGUGUGGACGGGCUGCCACCGGCUCUGACCCGCCGCGCACUGCUGCUCGCGCUGCAGCCCCUGGGUCCAGGCCUUCAGGAGGCGCUGCUGCUGCCCAGCCCUGGGCUGGCGCUCACGCAGAUCGCACUGCUCAAGUUCAGCUCGCACCGUGCCGCGGCCAUGGCCAAAAAGGCCCUGAUGGAAGGGCAGUCACACCUCUGUGGGGAGCAGGUGGUUGUGGAGUGGCUCAAGCCAGACAUGAAGCAGCGACUCCGCCAGCAGCUUGUGGGUCCCUCACCGACGUGCUCACAGCCAGAGGGCAGCCGAUUGGCCCUGGCUAGGGACAAGCUAGAGUCCCAAGGGGCUCGAGCUGCCCUGAAGCUGUUGUGCCAACGGAUGAAGCUAGGUAGCCCAGUGUUUCUCACCAAGUGCUUAGGCACAGGCCCUGCUGGCUGGCACCACUUCUGGUACCAGGUGGUGAUCCCUGGGCAUCCAGUACCCUUCAGUGGCCUCAUCUGGGUUGUGCUGGCCUCGGAAGGGCAGGAUGGGCAUGAGGUGGCCAAGGAUGCUGUGUCUGCACGGCUGCUGGAGGCACUGAGUGAGUCUGGGGCCAGCCUCUUAUGGUCAGCUGGGGCACUAAGUGAGUCUGGGGCCAGUCUCCUGUGGUCUGCUGGAGCUGAGGCAGGUACCAUGGUUAAGCAGUAA